UAGACGACGUGCCAAGCCAAAGAUGACGCGCGCUAACCUCCUCGGGUUGAAGACGGUUUCACCAGACGUCAUUCUGCCGAAGCGCAAAGAGGCAGCUUGGUCUUCUGCCUAUAUACAGGCCCAAUACAGAUAGCAGGAUGGAGUAUCGAGCAUCGGUCGUGGAGUGGUCCGUUCUGCAUCUCGAGUUUUUCCACCAAACAACACGAGCCCUGUUUAACCACGACUACCAUACAAUCGAUCAUGACCGCUCGCACCGUCCACAAAUGGCACGUCGCUCUCUUGAGCGCCUUGCUGGUCGUCUCGUUGGCCAGCUUCGGACUCACCGCCGGGUUUAUCGAAUACACCAAGAGAGUUCCGAUUAGAAUUCAAGUGCCGGGCUCGAGAUACAACCUAGGCGGCAUUUACACCAUAUAUGGCAUUUACUUCCACGCCAACGGGUUGGUAGUUGCGGCAGGCGUUAUCACGUUCUUGACUUCUCUCUACUUCUUGAUCGCGAAUACCUUCUCCAUGUACGACGAAAGGCGAACGGCCACAAGCGUAGAGCUCGAGGUGUUCUUCUUGAUCGUCGGAUGGGUCUUGUCGAUCGUCGGAGCGGCCCUGUUCACGAGUAAUAUUCGAUGGACGUCGUGUAACGGGGACAAGUUCUGCAGCUUUGCCACGGCUACGAUGGCUCUAGGUUGGGUGCUGUUCGCCGUCUCGACGGCCACCCUGGGAUUGCUCAUCUACCACGGAUGCUCUAGCCCCAAGAUCAACGGUGAUAACGCCUGGCGCGAAUCUACGCUUUACAGGAGUUCCCGCCAGACUGAAGGGAAUGGGGUUGGUCGGCGGAGGGAGAGUGGCGAUACGGCGGUUGAGCCGAUGAGGAGUCGGGAUGAUGGGAUUGUUGGAAAGGUUACCGUGUGAUAGAGCCAUCAUUCAGAUGAGCUCAGAGACACGAACACGAUUUUCGCAAGUGAUCCAUUGUAAGCUGCCCUCAUACCGUGUAUGUGUUAUAUAAUCUUGUAUAGUCAGAACCAAGUGCCGGC
This is a messenger RNA of Filobasidium floriforme, 1025 nucleotides long. RefSeq lists its product as uncharacterized. Gene Ontology annotation, cellular component: membrane. Lineage: Eukaryota; Fungi; Basidiomycota; Tremellomycetes; Filobasidiales; Filobasidiaceae. The coding region runs from base 241 to 903 and encodes 220 amino acids. The transcript is spliced from 6 exons. The record is from RefSeq and is a predicted model, not a curated record.